Lymnaea stagnalis (great pond snail) is the source of this 11733-nucleotide messenger RNA. The record is from the annotation of a GenBank genome assembly. NCBI's taxonomy places the organism in Eukaryota, Metazoa, Mollusca, Gastropoda, Lymnaeidae.
UAGCAUACAUCAUGGCAACAAAUGUGUUAAGAAGUAUUUUGGUGUUCUCUGUGUACAUGGUAUGCUACACAUCCACCCAUAGAACUGAAAUUGACAGUUCGCGAUUUGAAGAAGGAAAAAAGCAACUAGAACUUAUUCAAAGAAAAUCAGAGAUGCCCAAGUAUGGUCUAUGCUGGCUCAAUGCUAUGACUUUAAUCAAAACUGAGUGCAAGCGUUUAAGUGAUGUGACACAAACACGGCUAGCUCUUGCUUACCUAAACUGCUUUUUACAGGUCAGUUGUGUGGUUUUUUUUGUGAGCUUGUUAAUGUGAAUUGAAGUUUUUGUUGCAAAAUAUGUCAUCACUUAUUUUAUUGUAUGACUAGAAGAUUUUAAACAUUAAAAAUAUUUUUUAAACUAAUAUGAAACCCUCAUCCUAUUAUCAUAAGCAUAAACAUCCAGGAAGAUUAAAAAUGUCAUUUUGAUUUUUUUUCAAAAUGAAAUAGUAAUACAGUCAUAUGAAUCACUGGUCGAUUCUUCAAGGCUUAAUACAUAUACAGUUAAUGUUCUUUAAGUAACAUUUAAUAUCAAGCUAAAGUAAUGUCUUUUGGACAAAGACUUUAAAAAUUGCCUGGCAAAACAUUUUAUAAUUUUAUAUUUCCAGAUCCAGGGACGAACAAGCUAUGAAUGUGAUGAUGUUACAGAAAUAACAGCAUGUGUUCAGCACAUGAAUGAAGCCGACCGCAGCUCGUUUACAACAUUCUUUACACACACUCAGAACAUUUGUUACUUUCUCCAGGCUCAGGUGUGGCAGGAGGAGACAGAGAUGACGAUUAACCGUCUCACUGUCACAAGUACUCAGGUAAACAAGUCUAAUUUCAAUUUUUACCAUAUAUGACAUUACUGUGAAGUUGAUAAAGACAGUUUAUGUCAACUUUAUUGCUUCAUAAUUUAUUUCAAAACUAUUGAUUGCCACCACUUUAAAGAACCAAACGCUUGCACUCAGUUUUGAUUAAAGUCAUAGCAUUGAGCCAGCAUAGACCAUACUUGGGCAUCUCUGAUUUGCUUUGAAUAAGUUCUAGUUGCUUUUUUUUCACGACGGCGCCGGGGGCGUCAGAUCUCGCAGCAGGGUUACCGGCCAUCUGACCAGGGAUCACGAUCGACUGAUCAAAGCGCGCGUCACGGCCAUCUGACCAGGGAUCACGAUCGACUGAUCAAAGCGCGCGUCAGAUCUCGCAGCAGGGUACCGGCCAUCUGACCAGGGUAUUUACCUGGGACGACUGGUUGCCGACUGAUCAAAGGGGCGGGCGCGAGUACAGACCUGGGGAGGGAACUCUAUGAACCAGGGACUUAUAAAUAGGGACCUCUGGACGGGACGGACAGAACGCGGCCGGACAGAGAAGCAGACAGUCAGGGAGAGCACUGACGGUAUGAGAAGAGGGCAGUCAGAGUUGCGAGAUGAGAGAAAGUAUAAGCGAAGUGUCAGCCUAAUAAAGAACAAGAUUAUAAUCAUCAAAUGUUAUCGCCUGAGUUGUUUCCUUAGUGAAUGACAGAUAUAGAUGAAGGUUAGCAGAGAGCAACUAAAGGUUUCCCUACCGCUGCCUUCUUCAAAUCGCGCCAGUAACCAUUAACUAUGCCAUUGUUUGCAUGUUCAAAACUAUGAUAUUUAUAUGUUCAAAAAAAGUACUAUAAUGUUAAAUAGAGUAGCUUGUAUCAUUUGUAAAAGCUUUAUUAUGACUAUGUUUAGUAUGUCAGUAGUGAUAAGUGUAAACGUCAACUUAAUACAAUUUUUAAGCUAUCUAUAGAAAAACUGUAAAGCAGCAACAAAAAUAACUAAGUUCAGCUUAGCUUUAUUUUUGUAAAACAAAUAUUGGUGAGAUUUUUUUUUGUAUAUAGUCUUAUAACUUGAAAAAACUGUUUCUAUCAACUCUAUAUUUAUAUUACAUUAAUUCCAUUAAAUUUUUAUAUUUGACUUAUUUGUUUCUUGUGGUAUUAAUACUUUUGAGUUAUUCCAUUGGUUUUCUUCUGUGUAGGUAACUGAGCAACUUGAAAUGUCCCAACAACUACAGAAAGAUAUGCUGUCUUCCCAAAACCAAAGUAUUAAAAAUCAAGAGACCCUGAUUGUUCAAGCUUACAGCCUCAGUGACAUCAUCAAUUCAUCAUCACAAAAUGUUCGCAUUCUAUUUGAAGACCUGAAGGUAAGUUCAUAAUAAAACAAUAAUACUCUUGGAAACGUAUUUAGUUUCCCUGUUCAUUUCAAUUUCAAGUUUCUAAUAUAUUAUUUUGAUCCAAUUUCAAUUUGACAUUUUAUCUCUUUAGAACUUUUCAGGAUUCUGAUAGCCUAACAGAAUCAGUAUUUUGAAGUUAUUAAACAUGAAAAACGCUUUAGAGAAUUUACCCUAGGAAAUAAUUUAGCUUUUAAUUGAUUUUUUGUACUGUGGUACUAUAGAAACAUAAGAUCUCAAAUUAUAUAUAUCUUGCAACUCUUUUUUAUUAUGUUACAUUUCUACCUAGUGCAAAGAAUAUAACCAAAAAAAGCAAAGCAAUUAUUUUAUUCAUAUUUGGCAUGGUACAUUAUCAAUUUGAAUUAUCUUGUGUGAAAUUAUUAUUUUCUUAAGACUUGUUUUUUUUUUAAUUCUGUGCUCGAAUGCAGCUUUAUUUCACACUUAAAAUCUAACUAAAAAGUUGAAAGAAUAUAAUUUUUUAUGGAUGGAUACACGUUAGGUUUUAUAAUUAUAUCAAUAUACUUCAUAUGAACUUAGAAGCUAUCAUAAAUAUGUUUUCCUAAGAGCUUAGCAAAUUUAUGACAUAAAAUGUAUUGUGAUUUUUAAAUAUUUCCCUAAUAUUUGAUAUAGUGUUUUUUUUGUUUUCGCGAUGUUCUGAACAAAUUUUGUCAUUAUAGCAAUCUACCCAAGAACAGAGAGAGAUUAUUGGAGACUUAUUUAAUCAACUGGCCAAACUGCAGACCACUAUCCUAGGAGAGGUUUCUGGCUUUUAUUCACUUUUCUUUUAUCUGAUGUCAGUACUUGUAUGCUACCUAUUGACAUCAACGGCACGCACCUCAGGUACAUUUAGUGACACCAUAGAAGGGCAACUAGUUUUUUAAAGUUACUUUGUAAUGUUGUUCUAUUUACUUCAAUCUCAAUUUGCUUCACAAGAGGAUUGAUCAGUUAAAAUAAGUAUUGCAGCCUGGUUGCAUUCUUGGUCUAAUAAAGAUGAAGCUUUGAUAAAUGUUGUUACUUUUGUAAUGCCUUUUUGUUGUUUUGUCUUACUGUUUGCACUGAUCUAGUCUGUGGGGAAACUUUAUUUUAUAUCAGUCCUAAUCUGCUUAUCAUAACACCUUUAGUUAGUGAGUCUCGCUGUAUCCCAGACUUGCAUUUCAGUGACAAAACUAUUUAUUAAAAUCAAUCACGUUUAUAUUAUUAUAUAUUUCAUUUGAUGCCAGUUGUUUAUUUAUAGUAUUGGUAUAGCUAAGGACAGCAGAUUUAUUGUACCAUGCCAGGUUGGCCUGGCCACCGUCAGCUCAGUUCCUUGGUCAGAUUUUUUUUCAGGAUUCUUCACCUCCCCAUUCAAUGUCACCCAAAUAAAACUAUUUAUCAAGAUGAAUCUUUAUGUUCAAGGCUAUUGGCAAAUCUUAUGCCAUGUCCUUACAUAUGUGAAUAGCUCUAACUGUCAUGAAAUCUAAGAUAUCUAUGUUUAGCUAACACUUUUAACGAACUAACUUCUUCCCUCAGGGGCAAGAAUCUGGCUGUUUCUUAUCAUGACAGUCAAUGUAAUCCUGGAACAGACUUUAAUUAAAUGGAUCGCUGGCUUCUAUUCCUCUGGUGAUGUUAACAGUGUAGGUAUAUUUUGGUGAACCAAUUUCAUCAUAUCACGCUUGUAUGUUGACAUUUUGCCCUCUAGUGAACAUAUGACAUCAUAUUCUUGUACUUAAUUUGACCCAAAGUUGCAUGGACCAUCCAAAAAUUUGACCCAAAUGUGCAUGUAACAUCCACAAAUUUGACCCAAUCUUGCAUGACCCAUCCACAACUUUGACCCAAAGGUGCAUGGCCUAUCCACAAAUUGGACCCAAAGGUCCAUGAACCAUCCACAAAUUUGACCCAAAGGUGCAAUGACCAUCCACAAAUUCUUAGCAUUGAUCCUAGUUCUGAGCUGCUCUUUCCAGCUUUUUCCACUUCUUGCAACAGGGCAAUAGAAAGAGAAGAUCACAUGGACAGGGGAGCUCAUCAGAGAGAUUGAGGUGACUGCCCUUGUCCCCUCUCCACGUGUUCUUCCUUUCUUUCUAUUGCCCUGUGGAUCCCACCACAUAGACUGUCUAGCACACUGUGGAUCCCACCACAUAGACUGUCUAGCACACUGUGGAUCCCACCACAUAGACUGUCUAGCACACUGUGGAUCCCACCACAUAGACUGUCUAGCACACUGUGGAUCCCACCACAUAGACUGUCUAGCACACUGUGGAUCCCACCACAUAGACUGUCUAGCACACUGUGGAUCCCACCACAUAGACUGUCUAGCACACUGUGGAUCCCACCACAUAGACUGUCUAGCACACUGUGGAUCCCACCACAUAGACUGUCUAGCACACUGUGGAUCCCACCACAUAGACUGUCUAGCACACUGUGGAUCCCACCACAUAGACUGUCUAGCACACUGUUAACAUUUGACUUUGUUUUCUCACAUUCCUUUGGUGUUUCUCAUUUCCACAUUUAUUGACACAGGAGCAACUCUACUGGCUGCAGAAAAUGAUCCGUCGAGCGGCCAUGUUGCUGGCGCUGCUGACACUCACUGCGUGCACCUACCUGUAUAAAGAUAUCAACGCCUUAAAUAACCAACUGCUGGUAGAGAUCAGAAAACAGAAUUCUGAACUGAAGAGGUUCAUUACCGGUAAAUAAAUAAAUAUUAUUAGCAUUGACAUUGUCAGUUAGAAAGGUUGAUGUCACUAGUCUCUGUCUGCAUAAUUUAAUCACUGAAAGAUUACAAAAAAUGCAUUUUUUUCCUGAUGCCUCAAGGAUUGAUAAAAUAAUAACACUUAGUCACUUCCAUAGGCUUUAACCCAGGGGGUCUCAAACGAAUUUCAUGUGAAUCUCACCGACUAUUAUAAUUCUAAUUUUUAAUGUUUAUAUAAAUACCUAUAGAUUUUGACGUUGAUUAUAAUGGUAAAAACCGUUUUUUCAAUGGUACUACCAUUUUUUAUGUGAUAGUAUUUUAUGUGACAAACAUGGCCAAAGUCUGGUUGGGAGAAAACACGCUUCGAAUAUUGUAUAUACAUGUAUCAAAAGUUUAAAAAGUCAGUGGGUAAUACACAACCAUAACUGUGUAAAUCGUGGCAAUCUGACACAGUAUCAAACAAUCCCUAUUACACAAUGGCCACCAGUGUGUACCAGUGAUGAGACGAGUGACGCCAGUGUGUACCAGUGAUGAGACGAGUGACGCCAGUGUGUACCAGUGAUGAGACGAGUGACGCCAUUGUGUACCAGUGAUGAGACGAGUGAAGUUCCGAGCCUAUCAGCUUGUUCUCGUGAAACAUGAAUUGGGAGUGUUACCCAGUGGAGGGAAAAUAUAUUUUAUUACACAGUGCAAAUAAAUAUUGGCGACACCCGACCGCAGUUAUGUCUUUCUCAAAACCUGCAGUGAAGAGAAAGGUUGGCGAUGAGCGCAGACAAUUUCAGGAGAAGUGGGAGACAAACUAUUGCUUUGUUGAGCACAAGGGCAUUCCGACGUGCCUUAUAUGCACCGAGAAAGUGGCAGUUCACAAGGAGUACAACGUCAGACGUCAUUAUUAAACCAGACAUGCUGAGGAGUAGGCAAAAUACCAGGGAGAUGAGAGAGAGGCCCGGGUUGCUAAACUUAAAACAUGUCUACUGAGGCAGCAUGAUUUUUGUCAAGAAAGCAAAGAAAGAAAGUGAUGCAGCAGUUGAAGCUAGUUACUUGGUGAGUGAGAUGAUUGCUUAAGGCAGGAAAGUCAUUCAAAGAAGGCGAGUUCAUAAAAAAUUGCAUGUCACAAGCUGCAAGUUUUGUCUGUCCAGAAAAAAGGUUCAGUUUAGCAACAUCAGCCUUUCAGCCAACACUGUGGCAGAGGGCAUUUCUGAGCUGUCAGGUGACAUUUAUGAUCACCUGUGUGAGAAAGGUAAACAUUGCCAUGCAUACUCAGUCGCUCUUGGUGCGAGCUUAGAUGUUACUGACACUGCACAGCUCGCAAUAUAUGACAGUGAUGUUGAUAAUUUUGAAUGGGAUGGAGGAGUUGCUCAAAGUGAUUCCAAUGCAUGACCAGACCACUGCUCGGGAGAUAUUCGGCCAGCUGUGAGAUGCCAUUGUGGAUGCCGGGUUACCGUGGAUAAAUUUUGCAGGAAUAAAAACCGACAGAGCGCCAUCAAUGACAGGGAAAAUAAAUGGACUCGUGGCACACGUUCAAAGAAAACUGAAAGAGGAGGGUGUGGAAGAGGCCAUUGCUACACUGCAUUAUCCAUCAGCAGGCCCUUUGCAGCAAAUGCCUGAAGUUUGAAAAUGUGAUGUCUGACGUUGUGAAAUGCAUCAUCAUCAACCAUUUCAGAUCCAGGGGCUUGAAGCACCGGCAGUUCCGUGCCUUUUUAUUGGAAAUAGAGUCAGCAUAUGAGGAAGUUAUCUACUUCACCGAGGUAAGUUGGCUUAGUAGGGGAAACGUCUUGAAAAGGUUUUUUGAUUUGAGAGCAGAAAUCAAAGCUUCAUGGAGAAGGAUGGCGUGGUUUUUCCUGUACUAAAUUAUCCCAAAUGGCUCAUGGACUUGGCUUUUCUUGUUGACAUUACACAGGAGCUGAAUGUACUCAACAAGAAGUUACAAGGCCAGGGGCAGCUUAUCAGUGUUGCCUAUGACAAUGUCAGGGCAUUCUGCACAAAACUUGUGUUAUGGAAAGCCCAGCUUUCUGAGAGAAACCUCUGCCAUUUUCCAACAUGCAAAGCACUCAUGGACUCGGCCACACCAUUCAGUAGUAAGAAUACUGAUGCCAUUGAAAAGCUACAGGAAGAAUUUGCUCACAGGUUUGCAGACUUCAAAACACACAAAGCAACUUUUAAAAUUUUGCUGACCCUUUCUCCUUCAAUGUGAAAGAUGCCCCCCCCCCCCUUUUGCGCUUCAAAUGGAGCUGAUUGAACUUCAGUGAACUCAAGGCUUUUUGGGAGUACCUGUCUGUGUGAAAAGCUAUUUUUCACUAUAAACUUUAACAAGUCAAAGUUCAGGGUGAAACUUACUGAUGAGCAUCUUUAAGUUAUACUGAGGGUCUCAGUUGCUUCCUCACUCAAGCCACAUGUUUCUCAGCUGUGUAAGAAGAGGCGCUGCCAGGUCUCUGGCAACAAGUAGAAGAAGAAAGUAGGUGAAGCUUAGUUCUUGAGAACCCUUAAUGUUUGUUAUUAACAAAGUUUGAGCAGAUUGUAACAGUUGUAGUUGAAUUUGUAAUCACUUUUCUGUGUAGAUUACUUGAUUGCAGCCCAGUUUCACUCAGACACUACCUGCGGUCCCCGGCUAAUUUGAGUUUGAGACCCCUGCUUUGACCCUUUUAUCAAUGUUUAUUUUAGGCAUUGGUCUGCAUCUUGAUCAAUGUUUCCAUUGCUAAGUAUGUUAUAAUCCAUAGUAUGAAUAUUUGACGUUUUUUAAAUAAUCAAUUAUAAAAAGUACUUGCUUUGAUUGUGAUUAGUCCAACCUUUUAUAUUUAGAUCACUCUGGGUCUGUGCUGUCAAUAAAAAAAGAAGCUGCUACAAGGCAGGCUGAUCAUAAAGAAGGUAAAUUGCUUUGUUUUUGAAUAGGGUUGAAUGCAUGCAAUGUACUUAAUGCACAAAUAUAAUAAUUUGGAGACUUCUUAAAAACAGAAUAGAAAAUAUUCUGAUACAUAACUCUACGUCCAUUUAACGCUACUCGUCCGCUUAACUUGCUAGAUUUGAUUUGUAAAAGAUUAUAGUGUGUACGUUGCUCCAAUUAUAUUUUUUAAACACAAAUUAACUAAACAAAAUAUUUUAAUAAAGUGAACUGGGAAUAUAAAGAAAUACAUUAUUUUGUAUGGAUUAUCAUUAGUUAUCUUGGGGAUUAAAAUAAAAAUAUAAAAUAAUGGUAACCUUAUGGCUCCACGGCAGACUCUAUUGACAGUGAUUACACAAGUGAUAACAACGAUGAUGAUGAUGAUGGUGAUACUGACUCUGAUAAAACCUACAUCUUGCCGGAAAAUGCUGAAACUGAAAGCUUUGUAACACUAUCUAAUGUAGGUAGAACACAGGCAUUUUAACACUAUCAAAUAUAGGUAGAACAGACAUUUUAACACUAUCAAAUGUAGGUAGAGAACAGACAUUUUAACAGUUUAAUAACAUUAAGAAAUUUAAACAUCAAGGAACAAGUGAUUUUUAAUUUUUUUAAAUGUCAUAUUUUUUUAACAUGUUGCCAACAGAACAGAUGACAGAAAAUGCAGAUUUUCCCUGAUUGGGGCUUGGUUAGGAAGAGAACAUUUUCUUGAUCAGUCUCUUUUAAAUUCUUAAUCUCUAAACUGAUUUUAUUCUGAUGAGAUCAGCUGAGAUUGCAUUUUUUAAAAUUUAAUACCAGUUUGGAAAUAUGAUGUGAAAAAAACUUGAAAAAUUCCUUGUUGUAGAAAGUUUUAAAACUAGCUGUAAAUUGUAUGAAUUUACACAAUACAUCUAAGAUGUUUCAUAGAUGAACUUUUAAAACUCGCUAUAAAAUGUAUGAAUUUACACCAUGAUACAGCUAAGAAAUAUCAUACAUGAACUUUUAAAACUAGCUGUAAAUUUUAUUAAUUUACACGAUACAUCUAAGAUAUUUCAUACAUGAACUUUUAAAACUACCUAUAACAUUUAUGAAUUCACACCAUGAUACAGCUAAGAAAUAUCAAACAUGUACUUUUAAAACUAGCUGUAAAUUUUAUGAAUUUACAAGAUACAGCAAAGAUACUUCAUACAUGAACUUUUAAAACUAGCUAUAAAUUUUAUGAAUUUACACAAUGAUACAGCUAAGAUAUUUCAUGCAUACAUGAACUUUUAUCAACUAUGUGGUUGAAAAGAUUGAUGAACAUUUGAAAGUUUAUCGGGAAUAUGGAGAAUACCUUCAUAUUUUUCAGACGGAAUCCAACAAACCAGAUAUUUCUCUGCUGUGUGAACUGUAUGAACUGCGGAAGGCUAUACCUAUGACAGAUCGUUGCACCAGUGUCCAAUCUUGGUUGGAAACCUCGUUCCACGCAAAGGGUGAGUCCAAAUUAUUGAUUACUUCCCUUUGUACUGAAGGCCUAUGAUGUAUUUGUCUGAUAGGGCUGUCAUUACCACAUUUGUUCAAAAAUGGAAUAGAAUCUGUAUAAAAAAUAUGUAAUAGUGUCAAUACCUUAACUAUAGACUGUGCAACAAGCUAGCUAAAAAAAAACAAUUUAUUUAAAGUUUCCGUUGGAACAUUAUUUGAUAUUUCUGUUCAGACAUUAUUUGAUUUUUCUUUUGGGACAUAAUUUGAGAACCCAACAACUCAAGCCUUCAUAUCACUCUAUUCUUCAAUCCAAAAUGUGUUAUAAUUUUUAGCCUGAGUGAGCAUGAUGAAUUCUGUCAGCACAAUAUUUCAAUGCUUGAAUACUAUCUUUACUUCCCAGGUAAUAAUGACAUUAAAACUGCCUCGCCAAGACCACAGAGUCCUUUUGGAUCAAAUCCUGUAAGUUUAAAUUUCAUCUGUUAGUCAGCAGUAAUUAAGUAUCUCAUUAAAACUGCCUGGCCAAGACCACAGAGUCCUUUUGGAUCAAAUCCUGUAAGUUUAAAUUUCAUCUGUUAGUCAGCAGGAAUUAAGUAUCUCAUUAAAACUGCCUGGCCAAGACCACAGAGUCCUUUUGGAUCAAAUCCUGUAAGUUUAAAUUUCAUCUGUUAGUCAGCAGGAAUUAAGUAUCUCAUUAAAACUGCCUCGCCAAGACCACAGAGUCCUUUUGGAUCAAAUCCUGUAAGUUUAAAUUUCAUCUGUUAGUCAGCAGGAAUUAAGUAUCUGAUUAAAACUGCCUCGCCAAGACCACAGAGUCCUUUUGGAUCAAAUCCUGUAAGUUUAAAUUUCAUCUGUUAGUCAGCAGGAAUUAAGUAUCUCAUUAAAACUGCCUCGCCAAGACCACAGAGUCCUUUUGGAUCAAAUCCUGCCAAGACCACAGAGUCCUUUUGGAUCAAAUCCUGUAAGUUUAAAUUUCAUCUGUUAGUCAGCAGGAAUUAAGUAUCUCAUUAAAACUGCCUCGCCAAGACCACAGAGUCCUUUUGGAUCAAAUCCUGUAAGUUUAAAUUUCAUCUGUUAGUCAGCAGGAAUUAAGUAUCUCAUUAAAACUGCCUGGCCAAGACCACAGAGUCCUUUUGGAUCAAAUCCUGUAAGUUUAAAUUUCAUCUGUUAGUCAGCAGGAAUUAAGUAUCUCAUUAAAACUGCCUGGCCAAGACCACAGAGUCCUUUUGGAUCAAAUCCUGUAAGUUUAAAUUUCAUCUGUUAGUCAGCAGGAAUUAAGUAUCUCAUUAAAAAUGCAUGGUCUGAACAAUGUUCCCUUUAAGCUGCCAGCCGCGCAGCAAUCUCACAGACGCCGCGCAGCAGUUUUGAGUACUGCUCAGCUAAUUUCCACUUAAAAGUGUGUUUUUGUGUCUGUAGGUUGAAAAUUUUGCGCACAAAAAAAUUGAUGCUGUAAAAAUGUGCACACAACUUUAUGAUUUUGCACACGAACCAACAAACCUUAGAGGGAACAUUGGGUCUGAAAAUAAGCAAGUGAUAAUUAAGUUACAUUGGUGACUAACUUCAGGCUCUGUAAACUUCCUUUUUCUUUCUACUAAGGCUCUCAGUUAUUGCCAGAGAAAGGGAGAUUCCUUUUUUGUGGUUUAUUAUCUUUUUGAAUGGUAAUAGCUGGUGUUUAUUUUGUCUUUUUGUAAUUAACAAUUUUGCAACUCAUAAAAUUUCAAGUUUGUAAUUUUUAUGUUCUAUAGUAGUCUUAGACCCUGUAAUAAUGAUGGUGUCACCUUUAAAUCAUUCCUUAAUUAAUACUGUAAUGUAGGCUAUGUUUAUCGACAGAGUUCACCCUACAAUCUUCGCCCAAGAAAAGCUAAUGCUAGUCCCAGCUCAAGCUGUGCUGUUAAAGACGAGUCUCCCAGAAGUUUCUCUAAAACUGUCCAUCAGAUGCAGCAGAUAGCAGAGCAGAACAGCAGACUGAUAGGGGCGUACAAGCAAAGUCAGCCACUGUCUCCACAGAGUUUUAGCUGGUCUCAGCCCAUUGUAUCAAGUUCAGUGAGUGGGAGAAGCAGUAGGAGUGGCUCAGUCACAAGUCUCAAAGGUAGAGGCAGUGCAACAAAGAUUGAAGAAAGAUCUAAUAUUGUCACAAGAGGCAAUCACAAUCGGAAAUAGACCUUGUCUUUAUUUAUUUUAUUUUUUCUCCACAUUGUUUUCAACAUUGCAUGAUGACCAAGGCCAUUUUUUAAAGCAAUUUUGUUAUAUCAUUUUGUUAUGGCCUUUUGUUAUAGCAAUUUUUUUUUUAAAACUAAGAUCCAAAAUGAAAUGUGGCAGUGACUGACACAAUUCAGACAACUAUGACAUGUGGCAGUGACUGACAUGAUUCAGACAACUAUAAAAUGUGGGAGUGACUGACAUGAUUCAGACAACUAUGACAAGUGGCAGUGACUGACAUGAUUCAGACAGCUAUGACAUGUGGCAGUGACUGUCAUGAUUCAGACAGCUAUGACAUGAUUCAGACCUAAGAACCAAAAGACAAUGGAUUCAUUAUAACUAGAUGAAAACUGUG